AUGGAGGAGCGGGACCCGCCACCACAUUAUGCAAACAAUAGCCAUAGUUCCAAACCCAAGUUACCUAACAUCGACCCCGGCACCUACGUUGUCCACGUCCCCAAGGAUCAAAUCUACCGUGUUCCGCCCCCAGAAAAUGCCCGUAUCGCUGAGAACUAUCGAAACCCUCCCUCGAGGGAUACUAAACAAACACGCUGCUGGUGUUUUGUGUUAAUCAUUGUGUUCAUCGCCAUUGUCAUUUUUAUUGGAGGCCUUCUUGGUGGCCUUUUCUCCAUAGUACUUACACCAAAGGACCCUAGGUUUUCCAUCCAACGCUUUCUCCUAGAGACCACACCCCACCCCAAAUACAACAUCACUUUACAAGUCUACAAUCCAAAUUCAAAAGUGGACAUUUCUUAUAAAGAAGGAGGGGUUGUUUCCCUCUCUUUAAGGCGACAAGGAAUUGCUUCAGGAGCCUACCCAACUUUCCAUCAACCACAUCAUAAUUCAACAGUGUUUGGCGUUGCUUUGAAAGGCUCAAAAGCUGGUUUCCCUAAGGAGGUGGACGAAAGCAUGAAAAGCGAUACUAACAAAGUGCAUGUCGCAUUCUCCUUAACCAUUCACGUCCUAGCACGAAUGAGAAUGGGGUUGUUGCGUAGUGGGACAAUGAAAUACGACGUUACGUGCCAACUGCUGGUGGAUACAUUGGCGAAAACCACUACUCGUGUGCUUUCUCAACAAUGCCAAACCAAACGACACUAG
Messenger RNA from Gastrolobium bilobum, 741 nucleotides. Its product is annotated as NDR1/HIN1-like protein 13. The coding region runs from base 1 to 741 and encodes 246 amino acids. Gene Ontology annotation, cellular component: plasma membrane. NCBI's taxonomy places the organism in Eukaryota, Viridiplantae, Streptophyta, Magnoliopsida, Fabales, Fabaceae. The transcript has a single exon. The record is from RefSeq and is a predicted model, not a curated record.